UUUCGAAAUAAGGGAAUUGCAUGCCAGGAUGGACCUAUUCGCGAAAUCCUUUUGUGUUAGAACGAUUAAAGAGUGGAACAGAUUGUCUCAAUUGCAAGUACAAGUGUAAAAAUGAAGAUUUGCUGGUGUGAAUGCUGCAACCUUUCUGCUUUAGCGCCUUCGCGGGCAAUGCGGAGUAAGCUCUGAAUUAAAAAAAAAAAGGAAUAGAACACGGCGGAAUCCAGCAGUGGUGGAAUGUUCAAGAUAACUGCUACAGGUGUCUGCUACAACUCAAUGGUGUUUCGACUUCGAGCCGCGGCGCGGGGCGCAUUUGUGUCUCGCGCCAUCUAGUGAGCAUUGGAAAAAGCGACGCGCAUGCGCGCGCGCGUAGUGUUUUUUUUUUUCUAUAGUUUCGGAUACUCCUUGCUUUAGUAAGUUUUUUUUUUUCUUGCCGCACCCUUUCCCCGUGCCCCCUCCGCUGCGCGCUGUUCCGUUCGUUCGCCGGCUCGCCCGCGGUCUCCGCGGCUGCGCUGAGAAAUCCCCGGCGCUCCGGCGAGCUCGUUGCGUAUCGGCAGAGGCGGUAGCGACGGCGAAGGCCGCAGCGGCGUCGUGCGCUCGCUUUCUCCGGCCGCCGCUGCUGAUGUCACGGGCUCCCCCGAGCUAGUCUGGCACCGAUCGAGGCCACUUGGUCGCCGCCGCCACAACACGUCGCUCUCCGGUCGAACCAUGGACCGCGCCUAGGCGGCAUCGCAUCUUCUCGGCACUCGCCCGUGAGCGUCGUUGGUCGGAGGCGAGAGAACCGUAGCCUACGCGCGGGAAGAGACAGCGAGAUAUGUCAGUGAAUGAUGCGCCAGCGUUCCUAGGCCUAGCCGCCGCCGAGCCGAGCUCCUACUGACCUAGCGACCGACCAGUGGAGAAGCGCUUAGCUGCACAGGCUCGCCCCCCUACUACCGCUGCCGCGUGCGCGCGCGUGUGUGUGUGCGUGCGCGCGCGCCGCCCCGCUUGCUGUUGUACCCACUCUCUCCCUCUCUAGUUAGCGCUUUCCUUCCGCUCUUCUCGUUAUCUAUCGGCGCUCUCUCUCUCUCUCUCUCCACUUUCGUGCCGUGUGUGUGUGUGUGUUUGUGCCGCGUGGAUCGUCUGCGAGCAGACGGAGAAGGGGUGUGCGCGCGCGCCGGUGUCAAGUGUGCGUGGUGCGAUCCCAUAAACAAGAGCAGCGCGCGCGCUCCGACGGCCGCUGCCGUGGAUCUCCUCAGCCGAGUGGCGGCGACCCCGACGUCACUCUCGUCCGCCAGUGGUUCUUGCGCUACCGCUUCGGCCACCGAUACCGUGUGGUGCUCGACAAGCUCGUCGCCGACAAGCAUGGCCGAUGAAGAUGUGGUCUUCGACGACGUCUACGAGAUGCACGAGUUCAUCGGAAAGGGUCCCUUCAGUGUGGUGCGUCGCUGUGUUCACAAGACGACGGGCCAGCAGUUCGCCGUCAAAGUCGUCGACGUUGCCAAGUUCACCUCCUGUCCCGGACUCGGCACGGAAGACUUAAAGCGAGAAGCCACCAUCUGCCACAUGCUCAAACAUCCGCACAUUGUUGAACUUUUAGAAACGUACAGCUCCGAGGGAAUGCUCUACAUGGUGUUUGAGUAUAUGGAAGGGGCAGACUUGUGCUUUGAAAUUGUGAAAAGAGCCACCGCAGGAUUUGUGUACAGCGAAGCUGUGGCCAGCCACUACGUGCGGCAAAUCCUGGAGGCACUCCAGUACUGUCACGAGAACGACAUAAUUCACCGGGACAUCAAGCCUCACUGCGUUCUCCUCGCCACGAAGGAGAAUUCGGCGCCUGUGAAGCUGGGCGGAUUCGGGGCCGCCAUCCAGCUGGAGUACGACUACAUCUGUUCUGCAGAGAAAGAGAUUGCUAAGUACGGGGAAAACCUAAGCCUUGCAUGCCGGCUAUACUGCAAAUGUGACUUGCUAGGUCGCAUCGGGACGCCGCACUUCAUGGCCCCCGAGGUGGUGCAGCGGAAGCCGUACGGCAAGCCUGCCGACGUGUGGAGCUGCGGCGUGCUGCUGUACGUACUGCUCACGGGCACGUUGCCCUUUCUCGGCACCAAGGAGCGCCUGCACGAGGCCAUCUGCCAGGGAAAGCUGAACCUCACCGGUCGGCAGUGGGACCAAAUCAGCGAGUACGGGAAGGACGUCAUACAGCGAAUGCUCUGCGUCGACCCCCAGGAACGGUACACCGUCCAGGAACUGCUCAACCACCCUUGGCUCAGGGAUCGGGAUCACUGUGCACCAAGGGUACACCUCCAGGAAACGGUGGACGAACUCCGGAAAUUCAACGCUAGGAGAAAGCUCAAGGGUGCUGUGCUAGCAGCGGUGUCCUCCCCAAAAUGGACGAGUUUCUACAGUGACCCAGCCUUAGACGCAGCUUUAGACCAAGGCAUUGAGGAAGAAGUGACUGCCAUAGGAGCGGUGUCCACGGUUCUGGAUAGCCUCGACGACAUCCACUGCUUGACCGACUGCUCCGAGCGGGACCGAGACUUCCUGCUUAGCGUCCUCGAGGACUCCCAGCUACACGCUCUGCUGGACUUGUACGACCGCAUCAACACGAGCUCGUGCAGCCCCAUCAAGUGCCCCCCGUCGGACGCCUGCGGCCGGGCGAGAGACGUGCUGGAGUGGAUCCAGGACUGCCCGAUGGGGACCACGCCGGAGAUGGAAGAGCUGCAGGCCAUACUGUGCAAGCCGCACGUGCGG
Messenger RNA from Dermacentor albipictus, 2721 nucleotides. NCBI's taxonomy places the organism in Eukaryota, Metazoa, Arthropoda, Arachnida, Ixodida, Ixodidae. The record is from RefSeq and is a predicted model, not a curated record.